AUGGGGUUUUCACUUUUAAAUUUCACUGGUGAUCCAUUUGCCAUUUCCACUGUUUCAUUUGGUAUUAUGUCAUGGGUAGUAGCUAUAGCUGGAGCGGCAUCAUCUAAACAACAAACAUUCCCACAUUUUAGUUGGUGGGGGAUAAGUUAUCAAAUUGUUAUAAUUCUUAUAAUAUUUGUUUUAUAUGCCAAUAAUAAUAUUGAAUUAUAUAAAUUUACAUUAGUUGGAUUAGUAUCAAUUGCAUUUAUUUAUACUACAAAUUCAACUAAUAAUUUAAUUUAUAAUUCAAAUUCUCCUGGAAAUCUUUGUUGUGCUGCUGGUUGUAUAUUAUUAAGUAUUUUAAAUUUGAUUUGGAUUUUAUAUUUUGGAGGACAUCCUGAAUCACCAACUAAUCAAUUUAUUGAUUCUUUUAGUAUAAGAGGUCAAGGUCAUGAACAAUUAGGUUCUGGAUCUCAUAAUCAUAAUCAUAAUCUCAAUAAUGCUAAUACUAACACUAAUACUAAUAUGCCUCUUGGAGGUGGUAAUGGUAUUAUUGGUAAGAGUGAAUUAUCUCCUUAUGAUGAUAGAUUUGCUUCACCAAUUAAUAUUUCUGGAGGAACAAAUCAACCAACAUCAGAAAGUUUACGUCUUGCAAGUGUUGGACAAAUGGGUAAUGGACCAUUUUCAAAUACUACUGGUAAUCCUAAUUUACAACAACCAUUAACAGGUUCUUUUGGUGGAUCAACUAAUCAUACACCUACUAAUGCCAAUACUAAUACUAAUACUACUACUACUAAUAAUAAUAAUAAUAAUACUGGAUAUAUGACAUCAUCUCAUUUAACAGGAUUAGAAAAUUUCAGUUCACCAAAUGUACCAAAUAAUGGAAUUGGAUUAACAAGAGAUUUAACUCAUAAUAGUAAUAGUCUUAAUAAUAAUAGUCAUAAUGGAGCCACUGGUAGUAUCAAUAAUUCCAAUAAUACUAAUAAACGUAAUACAAUAUAUACUGAUUCAGAAACUGGUACGGGGAUAACAUUUAGAUAUAAAGCUAAAGCUUUAUAUAGUUAUGAUGCUAAUCCUGAUGAUAUAAAUGAAAUAUCAUUUGUUAAAGAUGAAAUUUUAGAAGUUGAUGAUAUUGAUGGUAAAUGGUGGCAAGCAAGAAGAGCAAAUGGUCAAGUUGGUAUUUGUCCUUCAAAUUAUGUUAAAUUAUUAGAUACUUGA
Candida dubliniensis CD36 is the source of this 1197-nucleotide messenger RNA. RefSeq names its product osmosensor (gene SSU81). Lineage: Eukaryota; Fungi; Ascomycota; Pichiomycetes; Serinales; Debaryomycetaceae. Gene Ontology annotation, molecular function: protein binding. Bases 1 to 1197 code for a protein of 398 amino acids. The record is from RefSeq and is a predicted model, not a curated record. The transcript has a single exon. Gene Ontology annotation, biological process: regulation of actin filament polymerization.